AUGUCUUCGUAUUAUUCGAGGUAUGGCAGGCCGGCGCUGAAGAACUCGGUCGACAUGCAGCUGCAGACGGCCUUCAGCGACGGCAACUGGAACACCGUCGCCCGCCUGGCGGACAAGCGCGCCAAGGCCCUCAAGGACCCUUACUACGAGGCCAUCAAAAUCACAGCCGAGUCUCAACUCGACGGUGGUGCUGAAAAGUGUGCCGUCGUGCUCAUCGCCAUCGACGACCUCGUCAGGCAGAAGGCCGUCCCAGAUCUCGACACCCUCGAGCUCUACGAGUGGGCGUCUCAUGACUUCCUCUCCCAGGAUCUCGACUACGCCGAGGCUCUCGGGCCCCUGAGGGCUCGCUGGGUCAAGGCAAACCCGAAGAGCCCCCUGGCCCAGCAGUGUCUUCAGACAUGCCUGGAGCACUGGGAUCUCGUGAGCGCUCAGCAGAUUGCCGCGACUUUGGAUAAGGCCAACGUCGGCUCAAACGACCGCCGCUAUAUGUUCUGGGGUAUCACCCUGACUUACCUCCUUUCAGUCAGCCACCAGUGCACCGAGGCUAGCCGUAGGGUAUACAGCCUGCUGGUCCUCAAGCAGCUCGAGAGAGCAGCCGACCUCACGGAAAACGCAACAACCGAGUCUACGGACCGCCGGCUCGCGACCGAAGAGGAGAUAUGUCUCUACUACCGCGUGCUGCUAGCCUAUGGCACCAAAGCAGAUUUCAUCUCCCGCAUUCAGAGCAGCCAGCUGGGUGCCAUCGCCGAGCUCAAAAAGGGGCACAAGCUCCUUCUCUGGGAGUCGCUAACUGCUCUCGAGUCCUGGGGAGAGUGGGACCUUGUUUUUACCCUCUGCCGCGAUGCCUUGAAUAUAGGUAUCGAAGGUCUUACGCCUCCGUUUCUUGUCUGCGAUUUACUAGUCUGGGGGCGAUUCUCCGUGGCCGCCAGCAAAGCCAAAGAUCCAGAAGCCGCGUUUGGCGAGGUGCAGGCUAUUCUAAACAAGUUUAUUUCCUUGACGGCGUCGGCGAGCGAGAUGUAUAAGAAGAACAUCAGUGUGGCACUUCUUGAGACAACCUUCCGAACACCUACACUGCUUCUUAGCCCCGAUCCAGGCCACAAAGGCUUGACACCGCGGGUUAUACAGAUUGGCCUGUUUCUUGACAAUUAUUUCGACAAGCUAUCCGCGUUUGACGACGUUAAAUACUACGUGGCUCAACUUAGCUUCGAGGAAGCAAGGGCGUUUAUGGAAGAUAUUUUUCCCAAAAUUCUUGACGAGCAACUCGACGAGCUGAAAAAAGUCAUAUUGAAGACGCUUGAAUGCAGGCUGCGCUAUCUUCUCACUACAUGCCCACAGACGUUGUCACACUACCCAUCUGUUGUAGAUGGCCAAGAACAAGAAAAGCCAUACCGGUGCCGCUUCUGCUCGCAACUGGCAGACCUCCCCUGCGAGCACUGUCUAAGGAAGACGGUAGUCACAGCAACGGCCACCUACAAGCAAUUAUCUGCCGACUCGGCACUUGCUGAAGCAAUUCCUCGACUGGACAAGGACCCCCGCGCAGACCUGGCUCUUGUCAUGGGACUUUCGCUUUUGAAGCUGGCCGGGCUGCGGGCGAAAGGAAACACUGAACCGGCCCGGCAGCCUUUGCGAGACAUACGGCUUGACCUUUGGCUCCAAGCGCUCUUGCUCCUAGACACGCAGCUCAAAUUGACUCCCUCAGACGUAGGGCUACGCCUUCUCCUCGUUCAGCUAUAUUUGCAGGCUGGGUGCGCUUCGUAUGCGCUCCAGCUCUGGAAGCCCAUGGACGUGAAGAGGACCAUCCAGGAUGCGCUGAGCCCCCUAUUCUUUGACCGAAUAUCCAGCUUGUCGCCAGGGCUGUUCCAGGGAGGCCGUCCCCUAAUGGAACCGCUGCGUUCAUAUUAUGCUAGCAGCUUGCGGGACAAGUGUCCGGUGCGGGUCUGGGAGGCUUUCUCUUCCGGGAGCUACACUAGCAUUAUUGAUAUGAGCAUUUACGACUCCAAGCUGCGCAAGAGCUGCACGCUGGUAAUGACGCUGGUUGAGGAGAGGCGCGCCAUGAGGUAUUUUGCGUGGAAGACCGAGCCCGACAUUGAUGAUCAGUCCCUCGCAGAGGGAAUCACGGAUGAGACUGUCCUCGUCAACAAGACCGACUAUGGUUCAUUCCCAAACCUGGAGAGCCUCCACGGACCUCCAAUUCAGGACUUCCUCAGACUUGGCCCUGGGCUUUCGAACGAGCGACUCCAGCUGGGAUUUCUCUCGGAGCAGUACUACGACGUCCUCGCGUUUAAGCCGCCCAAGGACUACAAGCCCGCCAAGCCAAACGACGUAGCCAUCCGGGACCGCAACUACGUCGCCGAGCGCGUGGCUGACCUCAGCAACUCACUGACAGACUUCCUGCACCGUACCGCGACCCCGUCUCUCCUGACCAGCGCCGAGCUGGUCUACUACACGGUGGUAUCGCUCCUGUCGGCCAGCGUGGUCACGAGUCUCUACAUCCCGCGCGCCGAUCCAGCGCCGCCCAAGACACUGUCUAUGACGACGUCGUCGGUGCGCACGGCGCUGGCAGGCCUGCGCAGCGAGCUGACAUCGCCGCGUGUGAACCCGACCACGUCGCAGACAUGCAAGGCUCUGACCAACAUGCACAACGUGGCGUACGUGCGCGAGACGGCCGUGGCCGUCAAGCACACGGCCGCCUUCGUGCUGGCGUUCUACGACAAUGAGAUGGCGCGCGACCGCACGGGUAAGUCGGCCCUGCACAAGGACGUGGUGGCUGAGAUGAAGGCGCUCGAGGCCGUCGCCACCAAGACGCUGGCCGAGACCAAGGCUCACGUCCAGAAACUCAAGGAGCAGCUCGGAGAGGCCGGCUGGCUGGACCGCAUGCUCGAGUGGGCCUACAGCGACGAGAGCAGCAGCAGCAGUAGCCAGGACGAUGAGGCUCUCCAGGCGGUGAAGAGCGUGGUGUCGGACAGCGCGCACGCCGAGGAGUGGGGGGGCAAGCUGCUGGAGAGCUGGCGCGAGGGCGUCAAGGGGUGGGGGAUGGUCCGGAUGGAGUGA
Messenger RNA from Lasiosphaeria miniovina, 3051 nucleotides. RefSeq names its product N-acetyltransferase B complex non catalytic subunit-domain-containing protein. Gene Ontology annotation, biological process: N-terminal peptidyl-methionine acetylation. Bases 1 to 3051 code for a protein of 1016 amino acids. The record is from RefSeq and is a predicted model, not a curated record. Lineage: Eukaryota; Fungi; Ascomycota; Sordariomycetes; Sordariales; Lasiosphaeriaceae. The transcript has 9 exons. Gene Ontology annotation, cellular component: NatB complex; cytoplasm.